Monodelphis domestica (gray short-tailed opossum) is the source of this 4092-nucleotide messenger RNA. NCBI's taxonomy places the organism in Eukaryota, Metazoa, Chordata, Mammalia, Didelphimorphia, Didelphidae. The record is from RefSeq and is a predicted model, not a curated record.
CCACUUUUCUCUAGGGAUUGCCCUCUAAAUCGCCCAUGAAGCAGCAUGUCAAGACACCAUGGAGUAGGGGUCUACUUAGUGGUGGAUCACCGGGGCCUGUGAACAAAAAUGCCAGGGAACCUGGGGGGAGGUGCUGAGUUCGAUGUACAUCCUGUGACAAUACAGCCUUAGUCACCACUUUGGUCUCCACUGCCUGAAACAAGUGUUGCUUCACUACUUCCUCCUCUUCCUCAGGUCCCUCCACAGACACCAUCUUAAACCGAGUUCAGCCAUCACUUCUGCUUUCUUUGUCAAACCACUCAAAUGUCCAUCCCUUGUUGACAAGAGAAGUUACAGCAGAGGUUUGCCAAGUGUCUUUACAUAUAAUCUCAUUGGAGGCUCAUCACCACCCUGUGAGGUAGGUACUUCAGCUUUUAUCAAUCCCAUUUUACAGAUGAGGCAAGAAGUUUAAUAAUUUGCCCUUGACUCUAUAAUUAAUAAGUGUCAGAAACAGGAUUUGAACUUCUGUUGUCUUUCUGACUUACACUGAGCUAAAUGGAAAGAUGCUGAUACCAUGAAUAGAAAUAGGGAAGUCAGGAAAGGAAGUCAGCUUUGGGGAGAAGUUUGAGAAGCUUUAAAUACUUUAAAUGUAAGCUAAUAGCAGUGCAUCAAAUCGACAAUGUCUUAAUAGGAAGCUAGAAAUGUGGGACAAAAGCUCUAGGAGGUAGGUCAGAAGUCAGUCAGUCAAUAAACAUUGCCAGACACUGUACUAAGUGCUGGGGACUAUGAAGGCAGAGAUGUACAAUACCUCUCCACAGAGGUGCUGUCUCCAAAGGGAAAGAGAUGACCCAAAGGGGGCUAGAAAGAGGCAUUAUCAAAAAAAGGAAAGGGAUCAGUCAGAGAAGGUUAGAGCUAAGAUGGCACAGCAUUACUGAAAAACAAAACAAGAAAUCCAAGACUGUGUGAGGAGGCACAGACUAUCUGUCCCAAGAGCAAAACAUGGAUUAUUAAAAGUUAGUCAAUCAUACAAGUCUUUCCUUGGGGCAGAUAGAGAGCCAAGCCUGGAGUUGGGAGGACCUGGGUUCAAAUAUGGCCUUAGCUGUGUGACCUGAGCAAAUCACUUAACCCUAAUCACCUGCCUCUUAACUGCACUUUUGCUUUGGACUGAUUCUUAGUAUGGAUUCUAAAACAAGGGAAGGGUUUAAAAAACAAACAAACAAACAAACAGAAAAAGAAAAAGAAAAGAAAAAACAGCAUUUGCUCCUCUUUGAUGGACUUAAAUAUAAUCUUGUUAUUCUAAGACAUUUCUAAACAAAACAAAGCAAUAUGAACAUAUUCAGCCUUUCAAUAGAAAGCCUAAAAGUGAUUGCUAAGUGAGUCUUUUGGAUGAUGAGUCAGUAUCAUAGAGAAGGAAAGUUGAAGCCCUCAGAGAUGGAUCACCAGUGUCAAUUGCUACUGAGAGGGGAAGGAGCAUGAGAGCUGAAGACAGCACCCAUCCGAUCAGUGAUUAGAUGGAUACUCACUGGGUGCUUUGGAGGGUAGAACAGGUGAACUCCUAUUGCAAGUGGAGGUAGCCACUGAACACAGAAGAAUUUGGCAUCAGGGGAAAAAAAAGAAAAAGAUUAGCUAGAUUAAACAAGGGGCAGCACUUUACUUGUACUACUUGAAAGCCAGGGAACCAACAACAGUCUGCAGCAGGAAUGAAUGGUCCCUGAAUAAUGAAGAGUACUAUGCAUUUGUUUUCUGGGUAUUGCAAUACUUUAAGGUUCUGGUAUUUCCUAGGCUUGAGGAACCCUUUUGCUGCUGUGAAUUUUGACCAUUCUCUGACUCCUUAAAUUACUUUAAUGUAACUGAGAAGUACGCCACCAUGUAGUCAACUUGACAAAGGGCCUGCCCACAUACUGGUCUUCAAUAAAUGGAAUGCAGUUCCUCACUGACAUUUCCCUGUAUCAUCUCUCAAUAGAGAAGGUAAAUGAAAGCCCAAAUAUAACCUUCAAGAUGAUAGCUAACUGCCCCUUUGUUUUCUUUUACAGUGGGGAAAAAAAAAUCAGCUUGUUAUGGUUUAGGCUUCUGAAAUGGAUCUCAAGCAUUUCAUCAUAAUGCUCCUCUGUGGCUACUUGAAAAUCCCAAUUCUAACAAAAAGCCAGGCAUACUCCACAGUCUCACCUCAGACUAGUCCUUUUAAGUCAUCAGUGUUGGAUACAACAGCUAAUUUUGAAAAAGGAACAGAGAAGCCUCUCAAUCAACAACCCAUCAACACUCCAUCAGCACAACCACCACCAUCGCUGACCUCUAGCCCUUCUGAGCAACCAUCAGCUUCACCUGUACCUAGAUCUUCUGGUGAACUACUACUGUCAACUGUUCCUGAUACCUCCCGACAACCAUCAUUGAUUCCCACGACUUCUGGUCAAACACCAGUGCCACCUGUCCUUAAGUCCUCCAUUCAACCAAUGGCAUCACCCGUCCACAAUCCCACCAGUCAACCACCAGGACCACCUGUCCCCAGCUUCUCUGGGCAACCAGCAGCAUCACCCAUCCCCAACUCCUUCAGUCAAUCACCAAGACCACAUGUUCACUACUCCCCAAGUCAAUCACCAGAAACUCCUAUCCCCAAUUCCACCAGACAACCAUCAGUAGCACCAGUCCCUAGCUUCUCUAAGAAACCACCAGAAUCCUCUGUCCCCAGCUCUAGUAAGCAAUCGGCAUCAACAGUUGUAACCCCAGGAUUCAUUGAAGAAGAGAAUAAUGAUAUCAUCCAAAAAAAACCUUCAAGCUCUUCUGCCAGUUCAAUAGCUGGGGUGUUAAUUGGCACAAUUCUGACUUUUAUGAUAGUAGCUAUAAUUAUGAUUGUACUAUGGAAAUGCUUCAGAAAACCAAUCCUCCAUGACCAAAACUGGGCUGGUCGGUCUCCCUUUGCUGAUGGAGAAACUCCUGAUUUGUGUAUGGACUAUAGCAGAGAAAAUGGAAAAUCCAUAAAACGUUCAUCAAUUGUUUCACUUGAGAUCUGGAAACCAAACAAAAGCAUGCUCUUAGCGGAUGAUUUGGAUGUCAAAUUAUUUGAAUCAAGUGAAAAUCUUGAUGAGUGUCCUAAGUCAGAAACAGAGAAAAUGAAAGACCCACCAAAUGGCGUAUCAGAGGACAGUACUGACAGAUCAACCAUUGGCACCGCUAUUUCCUCUUCAGAAGAGACAGAAUUGACUCCAGCUCCAGCUCUUCUUGCUUUAGAAGAGCCAGGAAAUCAGACUCCUGACUCAUCUAACAUGCCUCUAAGUGAUUUCUCUCAUCUACCACCUCCUGUGGACUGUCUCGAUUCUGAGGUCAGGCAGUCGCUGCCUCCUCCUUCUGACUCCUCUACACUGCCCCCACCUCCAGAAGACCUUCUCAGCAGUCAGGAGGAAUAUAGUACAAAAACCCCUAAUUCAGUUUCAUCAACAUUAGAGACCGAGUUCCCUAUUCCUCCUGACUCUAGUCAACAAGCCUUGGAUGAAUUGCUGCCACCACCACCAGCAGAACUAUUGUGAAUGAUCACAGUUUGCCGAUUUGAAGACUUGAAAAAAGGUUAGAGACAGGAAGGUUCUGGGUUCAAAUAUAGCCUCAGACACUUCCUAGUUGUGUGACCUUGGGCAAGUCACCUAACCCCAAUUGCCUAGCUCUUACUGCUCUUUUGCCUUGGAACCAAUACUUCUUGCCUCUUCUAAGACACAAAGAGUUUUAAAAAAAAGAAAGAAAAAAGAUUAACUUUACUAUUUUCCUUCAAUGAUGGGAAAAUCAAACUACCAUCCAACUUAGAUUUCCACACAAUUUGCUUAAAACUCACUUUUGCUCAUGUAAAUAUUAACGAGUGCUACCCAUAGAGUAGAAAUUAUUUUCUGAUAUUUGACUAUUUGCUGAGUUUCGCAGAGUAUCUGACUGUUAAAUUUUAAAGCAUAGGGAAAAAAAUCUGUUUAAUGUUUUAAUAGACAACUCUGUUCAGGAGUUUUACAUGAUAGUGGUCCUCUUUAAAGGAGGACUUAUAACAAGGUUUUGUAUUGAAUUUCUUAGAAGCUAUAAUCUUUGAGAUGGCAUCAUUUUCUAAGAUGUUUCUUCAAUUUAAUUAAAAUAUUUUAUAUGCAG